AUGAAGUUCUCCCACAGCAUUCAGUUCAAUGCUGUCCCGGACUGGAGUAGCUACUACAUUGCCUACAGCAACCUUAAGAAGCUAAUCUACCAGCUCGAAAAGUCCGUCCACCAGACUCGAUCUGGCGAUGCCGAAUCCAGACCUCUCAUCGGCCAUGAAAGUCCUGAGGAUGUCUUCUCCAGUGCCCUCAGCCUAGAGCUCGAAAAGAUCUGCUCCUUCUACACCUCGAAAGAGACCGAGCUCCUCGACGAGGCCGCCCAACUCCUCAGCGAUGUCGGUGACGAAGUGGCCCUCGAAGACCGACCUUACCUACGUCGCCUAUCCUCUUCCGAAACCCAGCGUGUGCAAAACACUCGCUCGCGGAGCCCACUGAGCCGCAGCUCUGAUAACGAUGACAGCGGCAGCGAUGAGGACGAGACGACUGGCCUGACUAGGCGGAGGGGCAGCGGUCGGAAGAAGAGCCUGCCUGUUGUCAAGCCUAUACAAUCGGACAUGAGUGCGUCUACCGAGUUCGGUCGCGGGACUAGGAGACAAAGCGGCACGGCAGACGACUACGGCGACCAGGCCAUGAUGUUCUCCUCAGGACUCUUCUCGUCAGGCAUCAUGCUCAAGAAGCGCAUCAUCAGCCUCUACGUCCAGCUGUGCGAACUCAAGUCCUACAUCCAGCUCAACCGCACUGGUUUCAACAAGGUCCUGAAGAAGUUCGACAAGAUCCUCGACAAGGAACUCAAGGCUAGCUAUAUCCGAGCCCACGUCGACUCGGCCUACCCCUUCCAAGACGAGACCAAGCGCACUAUCGAGGAGAACAUUUACAAUAUGGAAAAGGCCUACUCCGAGGUCGUCACCGACGGUGACUUGCCCCUAGCCCGCAAGGACCUACGAUCUCAUCUCCGAGAACACGUCGUGUGGGAGCGCAACACAGUCUGGCGAGAUCUCAUUGGUAUCGAGCGCAGGGCUGAGGCAGCAGGUCUGGGACAGUCGCUGCUGGGACAGGAGCGCUCUAUUGCUUCUAGGAGACUACAGGGCGACGAGGCCAAGGCUCCCUUGACGACACGGAUUCCCACGCCGUUUGGAAGCUUCACGCUACCCCCAUGGCUGGCUAGCUCGUCGCUGUGGACGCUCAUUAUGUGCAUCGGCGUCUUCCUCGUCCUCCUACUUCUCCCCAUAAUGGAGAAGCCCGAGCAGCAGAACUGCCUGGCAAUGCUGAUCUUUGUCAGUUUGCUGUGGGCUACCGAGACUCUCCCUCUAUUUGUGACAUCUCUGAUGAUCCCCUUUCUCUCCGUUGUUUUGAAUGUUGUCCGAGAUGAGACGCCUGGCAAGACCCAUAGGCGUCUUGGUUCCAAGGAGGCAACUUCGGCGAUCUUUGCGGCCAUGUGGACCCCCGUCAUCAUGCUGCUACUCGGCGGCUUCACCCUGGCUGCUGCAUUAUCCAAGUGCACAAUUGAUAAGCGAUUAGCGACCCUAGUUCUCAGCAAGGCCGGCACUCAACCGAGAACGGUGCUAAUCGCCAACAUGUUCGUGGCUGCCUUUGCGUCCAUGCUCAUCAGCAAUGUAGCGGCACCAGUGCUCUGCUAUUCUAUCAUUGAGCCCAUGUUAAGGACAUUGCCUUCGGAUUCAAACAUGUCCAAGGCCGUUAUUAUCGGCAUUGCUCUCGCCUCCAACAUUGGCGGUAUGCUGUCCCCAAUUGCAUCGCCGCAAAACGUCGUGGCUAUGGGGAUCAUGCAGCCCGCACCCACCUGGCUUCAGUGGUUCUUUAUUGUCAUCCCCGUCGGAGCUGUUUCCCUCUUUCUGAUCUGGUUCCUCCUCCUUGUAACGUUCCAACCCGGCAAGGGUACGACGAUUGCUCCGAUCCGGCCGGUCAAGGAGAAGUUUACGGGUGUGCAAUGGUUCGUGACUAUUGUGACCCUCGUGACCAUUGCGUUGUGGUGCGGGAGCCACCAGCUAGAAGGCAUCUUUGGAGACAUGGGUGUCAUCGCCAUCAUUCCCAUUGUCCUCUUCUUUGGAAUCGGAAUCCUGACCAAGGAGGACUUCAACAACUUCCCCUGGACCAUCAUCAUUCUCGCCGCCGGAGGUUUGUCGCUGGGCAAGGCGGUUCGAUCCUCCGGUCUUUUGCACACUCUCGCCGAGAUUGUUUCCCACAAGGUUGAGGGCAUGAGCCUCUAUGGCGUUCUGGUUGUCUUCUCGAGCCUGAUCCUGGUUAUCGCCACGUUCAUUAGCCAUACCGUGGCUGCCCUGAUCUUCCUUCCUCUUGUCUUCGAUGUCGGUAUGGCCAUGGAUCAACCUCACCCCAACCUGCUGGUUAUGGGCGGUGUGCUCAUGUGCAGCGCUGCCAUGGGCUUGCCUACGAGUGGAUUUCCCAACAUGAAUAGCCCCAUCAGCUUGGAGCUGGCCGGCGCCAUGCUCUCCGCCUUCACAGCCCGCCCCAUCAUCGAGCUGCGGCAGCGGGACAGGUCCAAGAUCGAGACCAUUUUGGCUUACGGUGAUCGUGUUCUUGUCGGCCUCAACAGUGGCGCCCUCAGGCCGCCCAACGGCAACGGCCACACGCCGGCCCCCGACCCCGAUGCCGCCCCUACGACGCCCCCGGCCAACGGGGAUACUCCCUCGACAACAUCUUCCCUGAGGCCGACGGACCUUCUGCGUGAGGUAGACCGGUUCUCUACGCGCGCCAUCGAGCAGCUCGCCAUCAUAAAAGAAGCCAACACGAUCGUGUCGCUAUCCAACUACCACAUCUCCCUGCACGAUCUGCAGACCUACGAGCUCAUCGAGACCCUAUCCCGAACCAAGAACGCGUCGUGCUUCGCCGUAACAUCCAACAUCGUCAAGGAUGCCGACACUGGCAUCCCAGAGAUCAUCAGCCGGCUGGCCGUUGCGGUCAAACGACGCCUACUACUGUGGGCGUGGCACGAGAGCGAGCUGUCGGAGGAUGUCGGUGAGGUCCUGCUGUCCGAGUCCAUAAGGUCAGUGACUUGGGCGAGCGCCACUAGGUUGGUGUGUGGCAUGAAUGGCGGCUACGUUAUGGUCAAUGUCGUCACCCGCGAGAUCGAAGAGAUUGUGAGUCCUGGAGCCGGACCGGCAGCUGGUCAGACGAGCCGCUUCGGUGCUAUGAGUAGCGCUGGCAUGGGAUACAUGGGCUUGGGAGGAUAUAUGCCCAAGCCACUGGUGGCGAAGUUGGCGGACGGAGAGCUGCUGCUGGCCAAGGAUAUCAACACGCUGUUCAUCGACGACAAUGGAAAACCCCUCGAAAAGAGACAAAUUCCGUGGCAGUCGGCUCCUGAUUCCAUUGGAUACUCGUAUCCGUACAUCCUGGCUUUACAACCGCCUUCCAAAGGCUCCUUGGAGGUACGGAAUCCAAACACCUUGUCGCUGCUCCAGAACAUAUUACUACCGGGCGCUGCCCAACUACAUUUCCCACCACCGACGGUCAGUUUGGCCCAUGCGGGUAAGGGAUUCCACAUCUCGAGCGAUCGAUGUGUCUGGAAAAUGGGUGCGACGGACUACGACUCACAAAUCCAAGAGCUUGUUGAUGGUGACAAAUUCGACGAAGCCAUCAGUAUCAUGGGCAUGUUAGAAGAUGCCUUGCUAAAUGAUAAGACGGAGACCCUUCGGGAGGUCAAAAUGCUGAAGGCAGAGACGCUGUUCAAGAGGAAGAGGUACCGCCAGGCAAUGGAUCUCUUUAACGAGGACGACGUACAUGCCCCACCUGAGCGCGUGCUGAAGCUAUUUCCUCCGCAAAUUGCAGGAGAGCUUUCUGCUUGGACAGGUCAUGAAGAAAAGCCAGAGGAGGAUGCACCUGAGACUCCAAAGAAGUCGAACGGGUCACAACGAAAUAGCUCCGACACCCCUGAAAGACCUACUGACCCUACAUCAUCACCAAACGUGGGUGGUUUUGCCAAGUUGUUGAUGGGAGGCGGCAGGAAGCCCCAAGCUGAUGCUACAUCUAUUUCCUCUUCAAGAAAGGACAGUACUGAUGCUGAGGACGGGGCGAGUGUCAAGGAGACGCCGCCAAAGGAAGAUAGGCGACUUGAUGGAAAGGACUUGAUGAAUGCAGUCUUGGAGUUGAACAGCUAUCUAGCUGGAACUCGAGCUCGUCUACAGAGAGUCCUCGAUCCCGUCACGGGAAACCUAAAGCCCAAGGCCGACCGAAGCGGUACCCCUGAGGAGGAAGUGGAGAACUUCCUAAGGACGAGUCUCGAUGAAUCAGAAAAGCAGCUCGAGGAGGACCUGCGAAAUACCUUCCGCCUAGUCGAUACGACGCUGUUCCGCGCUUACAUGUACUCGCGACCGACCUUGGCCAGCUCACUAUUCCGCAUCCCCAACUUUUGCGACCCCGAGGUGGUCAACGAGAAGCUUCUAGAGCAUAACAGGUACACGGAGCUGGUUGACUUCUUCUACGGCAAAAAGCUACACAAGGAAGCCCUGGAACUGCUACGAAAAUUUGGUUCAGCGGAAUCCCCAGAUGAUGCUGCCCCAACCCUUCAUGGACCAGGCCGCACGAUCCAGUACCUCAAGAGCCUUCCUCCGUCGGAAAUCAACCUUAUUCUGAAGCAUGCGGAGUGGACUCUCAAGGCCAGCCCAGACCAAGCGUUGGAGAUUUUCAUCGGUGAUACCGAGAACGCGGAGACGCUGCCGCGAGAACAGGUCGUGGCCUUUCUCCAUGCGGUCGAUACAAAACUCGAGGGCAAGUACCUGGAGCACAUCAUCAACGAGCUAGAGGACAUGACGCCGGACCUACACAACCGCCUUGUCGAACUUUAUGUCAAAAAUCUCAAGGGAGGAGAGAGGAACAAGGAAUGGAACGCGUUGAUGGAGCGGUUUGUAGCAUUCUUGAGGGAGUCACGGCAGGUUUACAGUUUGAGCAAAGCAUUUGGACUGAUUCCAAGAGAUGACCCGGCGUUCUACGAGGCGCAGGCCGUGGUGCUCAGUAACAUGGGCCAACAUAAACAGGCAUUGGAGAUUUACGUCUUCAAGAUGAAAGAUUACGUCAAGGCUGAGGACUACUGCAAUCGCGUUCACAUGGAUAGUCCUCCGCCAUCUCAGGCAAACAACACUUCAGACGACCCAGAAAACACCACGCCGUCCAUUUAUCACACCCUUCUUUCGCUAUACCUCCAGCCAACUCCGCCGAACCAGCCCAACUUGGAGCCCGCUCUCGAUCUGCUUUCUAAGCACGGGUCUCGUCUACCUGCAACAUCGACAUUGGGUCUAAUCCCCGAUGAGCUUCCCGUCAGCUCGCUGGAGUCGUACUUCCGUGGUCGAAUAAGGUCGGCCAACACUCUUGUCAACGACUCCCGUAUCGCCGCAGGGUUGCGCAAGUCGGAGGGAAUCUCCAUCGCGGCGCGACUACACCUAGGCGACGAUGCGCCAAACGGCCAAGGUGGACGCAACCGGCACGUAGCCAUCACGGAGGAGCGGCACUGUGUCGUGUGCCACAAGAAACUAGGCGGCGGCAUGCGCAUCGGUGGGAGCGUGGUGGCGGUCCUGGCGGACAACACAGUGGUGCACUAUGGCUGUCUGAACCGAGUGACGGGGAACAAGGUGGAUUCGUCGCGGGCGCCUAGCUGGGGCAGAGGGUUCUAG
This is a messenger RNA of Ilyonectria robusta, 5577 nucleotides long. Its product is annotated as SPX domain-containing protein. The record is from RefSeq and is a predicted model, not a curated record. Gene Ontology annotation, molecular function: guanyl-nucleotide exchange factor activity. Gene Ontology annotation, cellular component: fungal-type vacuole membrane; cytoplasm. NCBI's taxonomy places the organism in Eukaryota, Fungi, Ascomycota, Sordariomycetes, Hypocreales, Nectriaceae. Bases 1 to 5577 code for a protein of 1858 amino acids. Gene Ontology annotation, biological process: endosomal vesicle fusion; intracellular protein transport; autophagy. The transcript is spliced from 9 exons.